AUGCCUAAGGAAAUCCAAGAUGUUAAGGUGUUCCUCUCACUCAUGAAAGGUAGCGAAGCAUAAGGAAAAGAUGCUAGCAAAGAACCAAAAAAGAACCUCUAUAUCAAAGAGUCAAAGAAGAUCACCAAAUUCAAGUUGAGAGGCAAGAAAUAUCUCUUCACCUUCAAAACAGCUGAUAAGAAUAAGGCCCAAAAAAUUCAAUAAACACUCCCAUAGAAUGUUAAUAAAAUUGUUAUCGGUAAUGGAGGAAAGAAAUAAUAAACCAAAAAGAAGUAAAAGAAAUGAGCACUGAUUUAUUACAUAUACAGUACAUUAUUUGGAGCAUAUUUAAUAUAAAAAG
This is a messenger RNA of Paramecium tetraurelia, 340 nucleotides long. RefSeq lists its product as uncharacterized. The record is from RefSeq and is a predicted model, not a curated record. Gene Ontology annotation, cellular component: ribosome; cytosolic large ribosomal subunit. Gene Ontology annotation, biological process: protein-RNA complex assembly; translation. Gene Ontology annotation, molecular function: structural constituent of ribosome. The transcript is spliced from 3 exons. Lineage: Eukaryota; Ciliophora; Oligohymenophorea; Peniculida; Parameciidae.